Molecule: messenger RNA, 618 nt
Organism: Alternaria burnsii
Lineage: Eukaryota; Fungi; Ascomycota; Dothideomycetes; Pleosporales; Pleosporaceae
Product: ras-domain-containing protein
Exons: 5
Coding region: 1-618 (205 amino acids)
Molecular function (GO): GTP binding; GTPase activity
Source: RefSeq, a predicted model, not a curated record
AUGGCGCAGUCGGGGUACUCAAACCCGCUCAAGAAGUUCAAGCUCGUAUUCCUGGGCGAACAAAGUGUGGGAAAGACGUCUCUCAUCACCCGCUUCAUGUACGACUCGUUCGACAACACCUACCAAGCGACAAUCGGCAUCGACUUUCUGAGCAAGACCAUGUACCUGGAGGAUCGAACCGUCCGCCUGCAGCUCUGGGACACGGCCGGCCAAGAGCGAUUCCGCUCGCUGAUCCCCUCGUACAUCCGCGAUUCUAGUGUGGCCGUGGUGGUAUACGACAUCACGAACAAGAAGACAUUCGAGAACACAAGGAAGUGGGUCGACGAUGUUAGAGGCGAGCGCGGCAACGACGUUAUCAUUGUGCUGGUCGGCAACAAGACCGACUUGAACGAUAAGCGCGAGGUCACUACGGCUCAGGGUGAAGAGGAAGCCAAGAAGAACAACUUGAUGUUUAUCGAGACGAGCGCCAAGGUCGGACACAAUGUAAAGGCACUGUUCAAGAGAAUCGCGCAAGCAUUACCGGGUAUGGAGGGCGAAGGUCAACAAGGGCAGAGUCAGAUGAUCGACGUGAACAUCAACCCAUCGCAGCCACCAGCAGACUCGUCGUGCGCGUGUUAG